Messenger RNA from Lactuca saligna, 1659 nucleotides. The record is from the annotation of a GenBank genome assembly. NCBI's taxonomy places the organism in Eukaryota, Viridiplantae, Streptophyta, Magnoliopsida, Asterales, Asteraceae.
AUGAGACCUGAUUUAUUUAAGGCUACUAUAGUUGGAGUACCAUUUAUAGAUGUUGUGACUACAAUGCUUGGUCCAACUAUUCCUCUUACAACUGCAGAAUGGGAGGAAUGGGGUGAUCCUCGGAAAGAAGAUUUCUACUUUUACAUGAAAUCAUAUUCACCAGUUGAUAAUGUGAGUGCCAAUGUAUCUUGUUUUAGUUUAACUGACAUAAAUCCAUCUGACAGAUCAUCAAAUGAAAAGAUAUCAGCAGAAUCCUGUCCUACUUCUGAUCUGUUGGUCAAUAAUUCUUACAGUGGUCAAACUGAGGCUAUAGAAUCUAAGUGUGAUACUAGUGUGAAAUGCAAUCUUGGGAACCAUGAUUGUUUAAAUCCUAUGAAUGACAUCCUUGAUACCAUAUUAUUUGAUUUCAAAGGUGAUCAAGAGAAGUCAAGAAACAAGGGAGAAAAGAGAGAAGGCACAAGGAAGCCCAAGAUGUGCUUACAGCUGCAACUACUGCUGCUGCAGCUUCUUCCAGGCUUUCAUCUUUUAGGAAAGAUACACUUGAAGAAUCCACUCACCAUGAGGGUGUUGAAAGUUCGUGCACACAGUGAAUCUUGUAGAGCUAUUAGAUUUAUCAAUGAAGGACUUGUGAUCCUCACUGGUUCUCCAUAUUGUUCUAUUCUUGCAAUUGAUAUUGAAACAGGAUCUCCAGUUAGUUAUGGAUGGAUGUUCAUACAAUUAGGGGACAAAUACCUGCUUCAUAAACAAAGCACAAAAUGGAUCACAGUUAUGACAAUGGCGCCUCCAAGGCUGGAAAAGGGUGUUGGGGUGUUAGAUAAGCCAGUAAUAGAGAAAACAACUCCUGGAAGAGAGUCUGAGUUUGACUUGAGGAAAUCAAGGAAAAUGGCACCACCAUAUAGAGUGAUGCUACAGAAUGACAACUACAACAAGAGGGAAUAUGUUGUGCAAGUGUUGAUGAAGGGUGCAAAUAUCUCUGCAAUUACAUGUGAUUUAUCAGAAUUAUGUAAAGAUUGGUUAUCAAUUUUAAUGAUUGUUACUUCUGCACGAUCUUCAAUUAACAUAAGACAUUUGGAGAAAGCAACAGUGUCUACUGGAAAAGAAGGCUUGUUAUCUGAAGGGAAUGGUCUACUGGAAAUGAAGGCUUGUAACAUUUUUGGUUCUUUUUCCCAACUUUACUUGGAACAGGGGCCGAAAUUAACUAGAAUUGGUCGAGAUGCAGUUUUAUAUGUUGAGUCGCUCAUUGAGUCAAUCAUGGGAGGAUUUGAAGAGCUAAUCAACAUUCUUGGUUCUGAAGGAGCAUCUACCAGAAGUCAGCUGAAACUACAAAUGGCUUUUGAUGGGCAGGAAAGAUAUAUGAAGAGAUCUUGGGAGCCAAGUGAUAAAGCUGAUCUUCACUUUGUCUACAAAGAUGUUGAAGGAGUAUCAACUCAAUGGGAUGAUAUUCAAACAAAACUCAGGUACUUACCUCCUAAACCCUCUGCCUUCAAACCCGAUCCCUUCACUCCUGCAGAAGAUGAAGAUUCCAAACCUAAAACCAAAUCUCAGAUCGAUAAAAAGACAGAAGAACUCAAAGAUUUAGAAGAUGAUCUUGAUGAUAGUUGUUUCCUCAAAGAAUACAAAAAGAGGUUAGCAGAGAUGAAGCAAACAGUGGAAGUGUGA